AAGAAGCUUAGCACGAUGCCGCGUGUAUAAAAGGGGCAUAAGCUCAGUGAACUUCCUGCACCGGUGUAAACCAUCAGCUCUCGUGUAGAGAAGAAAGAGUUCAGGGUAGCGCAAGGAAUUAAACAAGCGAAAACAAGAUGGUGAAGCUAGCAUUCGGAACCGUCGGCGACUCCUUCAGCGCCACCUCCAUCAAGGCCUACGUGGCCGAGUUCAUCGCCACCCUCCUCUUCGUCUUCGCCGGCGUCGGUUCCGCCAUCGCCUACGGGAAACUGACCAACGAUGGCGCCCUUGACGCCGCCGGUCUGGUGGCGAUCGCGCUCGCCCACGCGCUGGCGCUCUUCGUCGGCGUCUCCAUCGCAGCCAACAUCUCCGGAGGCCACCUCAACCCCGCCGUGACCUUCGGCCUCGCCGUCGGUGGCCACAUCACCAUCCUCACCGGGCUCUUCUACUGGGUCGCCCAGCUGCUCGGCGCCUCCAUCGCAUGCCUCCUCCUCAAGUUCGUCACCCACGGCAAGGCCAUCCCGACGCACGGCAUCACCGGCAUCAGCGAGCUGGAGGGUGUGGUGUUCGAGAUCAUCAUCACCUUCGCGCUCGUGUACACCGUGUACGCCACCGCCGCGGACCCCAAGAAGGGAUCCCUGGGCACCAUCGCGCCCAUCGCCAUCGGCUUCAUCGUCGGCGCCAACAUCCUCGCCGCGGGACCCUUCAGCGGCGGCUCCAUGAACCCCGCCCGCUCCUUCGGCCCCGCCGUCGCCGCGGGCAACUUCGCCGGCAACUGGGUCUACUGGGUCGGACCGCUCAUCGGUGGAGGCCUCGCCGGGCUCAUCUACGGUGACGUGUUCAUCGGCUCCUACCAGCCCGUCGCCGACCAGUACGCGUAAGGCGGAUGGAUUGAACCGAGUGCAACGACGCAGCGUGUCCAUCUGUGUCGUUUGCUUUUCUCUUCGCCACGUGACAUGGUCACGAAUGUGUUUGUACGAAUGAUGUGUGGUGCAUGGCGUUGUGUUCC
Molecule: messenger RNA, 1009 nt
Organism: Phragmites australis (common reed)
Lineage: Eukaryota; Viridiplantae; Streptophyta; Magnoliopsida; Poales; Poaceae
Product: probable aquaporin TIP2-1
Exons: 2
Coding region: 138-881 (247 amino acids)
Biological process (GO): transmembrane transport; water transport
Cellular component (GO): plant-type vacuole membrane
Molecular function (GO): water channel activity
Source: RefSeq, a predicted model, not a curated record